This is a messenger RNA of Magallana angulata, 5685 nucleotides long. Its product is annotated as alcohol dehydrogenase [acceptor]-like. Gene Ontology annotation, molecular function: flavin adenine dinucleotide binding; oxidoreductase activity, acting on CH-OH group of donors. NCBI's taxonomy places the organism in Eukaryota, Metazoa, Mollusca, Bivalvia, Ostreida, Ostreidae. Bases 137 to 1963 code for a protein of 608 amino acids. The transcript has 13 exons. The record is from RefSeq and is a predicted model, not a curated record.
AUCAACAAAUACGUCGUCGUGCAGACACGAGGGGGACUGUUUUUCUCAAUACUUUCAGGCAGCUAGUAGAAAAACAAAAGAUACAUAAGACUUGGACACAGAUCUCUUCCUAGGACCGAGGACCAGGGGUAGAUCUAUGAUGGCCCAGUCAUGGAGUUUGAUCGUAGGCGUGAUUGGUAUAUUGUUUUAUUUCUACCAUAAUAAGAGCAAACAAUCUGUAGAAGAGUCUAUGGUUCUCAAUGGAACAUAUGACUACAUUAUAGUCGGAGCAGGAUCAGCCGGAUGUGUCCUUGCAAACCGACUUUCGGAAGAUUUGACAUCUACGGUGCUUAUCGUAGAGGCCGGGGGUUCCGAAGAGGAAAAUGAAGUGAUGCACAUUCCGGCUCUUCCUGGGUUACUACAGAACACAAAACAGGACUGGGCAUUUAGAACUGUACCUCAAAAGAAAUCAUGCCAGGGAUUAAAAGAUCAGAGAAGCGCCUGGCCAAGAGGAAAGGUACUGGGUGGUUCUAGUUCUAUCAACUAUAUGCACUACAUUAGGGGGAAUCGCUAUGACUUUGAUGGAUGGGUCAAAGAGGGGUGUGAGGGAUGGAGCUACAAAGACGUCCUACCCUACUUCAUCAAAUCGGAAGACAAUCAGAUUUCUAGGCUCAAGGAUUCGGCCUAUCACGGAACAGGGGGUCCUCUUGUGGUCAGUGACGGCGUGUCAUCGCCUAUAAACGACAAAGUGUACAGACGAGGGAUGGAGGAGCUGGGAUACAAGACAGUGGACUGUAAUGGGGAGUCUCAAACAGGAUUUUGCUUUGGUCAAGAAACGGUCAGAAACGGAGAGAGAUGGAGUACGGCCAAAGCGUUUCUAAGACCUGCAAUGAAUCGUCCCAAUCUCCACGUGUCUACAAACUCUCAUGUUACAAAGAUAUUGAUCGAAAAAGGAAAAGCAGUCGGUAUAUGGCUUGUAAAGGACAAUGUAAAAUAUACCGUCAAAGCCCGUAAAGAGGUCAUACUUUCUGCUGGUGCUGUAAACAGCCCUCAAAUUCUGAUGUUGUCAGGAAUUGGACCAAAAGAGCACCUGUCUUCGUUAAAGAUUCCAGUCAAAGUUGAUUUACCCGUAGGAAACAACUUGGAGGAUCACUUGAUGCUUUUCAUGAUAUUUCGAGAUAACACAUCCUCGGGGUUCAACCCUUCUGAUUGGGAUGAUUUGCAAUAUAAACUAUUCAGAUCAGGUCCUUUUGGAAAAGUGCACUUGGAGGCUAGUGCAUUUUUUGGUGAUGACAAGAAAGUUCCUCCCUACUUUCAAGUUUUAUUUUACACUAUUCAAGCUCGCACAGAAUAUGCAAGGGAGUUUCAAGGAAUGUAUAACUAUAAUCCUCAGAUAAUAAAGGGGAUGGCCAAUUUCUAUAAAAGUAUAUUAGAGAAAGAUGAAGGAAUGUUCCUGACAUGCAAUGGUCUUCUCCAUCCUAAAAGUAGAGGAACAAUUCGACUCCAGAGUGCAGACCCGUUUGAUCCGCCUCUUAUUGAUCCAAACUAUUUAGAUCACCCGGAUGAUAUAAAGGAUUUCUUAAAAGGGUUGAAAGAAAUGCUACGAUUAGCUAACACCACGGCGUUUAGAUCUGUGGGUGCCUCGCCAUCUGACCCUUACAAAGAGUACUAUCCGCCCUGUAACUCCUUACCCUACCCUUCAGAUGAGUACUUGACAUGUAGACUAAGACAUUAUGUGUACACUAUAUACCACCCGACGUCAACGUGUAGGAUGGGAAAAGAUGGCGAUGAUACUGCUGUAGUCGAUCUACAACUGAGAGUUAAAGGUAUCAGCAAUCUCCGAGUAGUGGACGCUUCCGUCAUGCGCCAUGUCACUUCCGGAAAUACCAACGCUCCUACCAUUAUGAUAGCGGAAAAAGCGGCAGAUAUGAUUCGAGGAAUUGAUAGUGUGAAAGAUAUCCGAAAAAAGACGGAGUUGUUGUAGAGCUUUGUACAGAUAUAUUAUUUUUAUAGAGAAUAAUAUGUUUUACGGUGCGACCGUUGGGGCGAGCGCAGCAUGUGAUCAAACAAUGAAUUAUAAUAAAUUAAUAAAAUAAAAUUAACUACGUGAAAUUUGAAUGCCAAAAAAUAAAACAUACCUAUUUUUCAGUAAAUUUUCAUUAUUCAUAGUUUAUAAGAUUUGUUAUAAUUUAUUUAUUUAUAUGUAGAACAAUAGUUUAAUCUCAGAUACAAUGUUGUUAAAUAAUAAAGAUUUUAAUAUAUAAAUAUUCAUUGCACUGCAUCUCCUCUUUUAAGUGAUUGUGAUUAUGAUUGAUUGAUUGAUUUCCCCCUUUUUUUUUGCAGUAGACAUUUUUUCUUAAACUUAUAUAUAAAACUUGACAUAUCAUAGAGCUCCCCCCAUGCGAAAAUUUUUUUCAUUUUUGUAAAUUUAUACAUCGAAAAUCGACUUACCAUGGAUUUGCCCCUCCACUUAAAAAAAAAAUAAUUAAUGUUUCAUUUCAUUUUUAAUUUACGCUUAAAAAUAUUUGCUUAUCGUGUUAAAAGAAUAUGGUGUUGUCCCCCCCCCCCCCUCGCAUGUAAUAAAUGGAAGUGAAAAUAAAGAAACCAUUGAACUGCUAAGAGCUGAAGGAUUAGAAUUUUCAUGAUUUAUUGUUCUUUUUGCUUGCAAAGAUUUUUUGGAUGAGGCUGCCAUCCACCCCCCCCCCCUUUAAAAAAAGGCGCUGCUACGUAUAACGUUACGUUUCAGGAAAUUACCGUAAUUAUAGUGAAUAAAAUAUUUGUGAGCAUUCAUCCAAAUUAGUGCAAUUUACAACUGUUUCCUAGCUGUAUCUGAAGAAAUGUCCUUAUUCGUCAGCUGUUCUUUAUCUUAGCCUUUGCAAGAUUUUAAGAGGAUUUUGGUCAUUUCAGCAGAUUUACAAUAACUUCAAUUAGAGUAAUUUCCCCUUAUCAGUGCUUAUUGUGACGUCAAAGCUGACGUUGGUUAAGUGUCGUCUUACUCUUUAAAACUCCCCUGAGAAAUAAAAGUAUGCGAAGUAUACUGUUUUAUUUACUUAAAAAGCAUGAUGUUCUUAAAAUUACACAUCUUAUAAGCUUUUCAAAGGUUUUACUUUGAUUCUCGGGAGAACGUGAUGUUGGAACGUGAGGUUGGAAACCAUUGGUACUAUGAAAUGUGGGUCAAAAUUUACUGACUCCGAAAAAAUAUAUCGGAUCAAUGUGUAAACGUUUGUGACGUCACACGAUUAUUUUUGAUUGAAAGUGUACUGAGGUGAACUUUAGAGGUAACAAUGACUGUAUGUCGCUUACAUCGUUAUUGUUUUUACUGUCUAAAUUUGUCUUGCUGAUUCUCGUGAGAGUGUGAAGUGAUAAAAAUUGCCAUGAUUACAGGGAACUACUGGGACGAUUAAAACGAUGCAUUACUGGUCCGAUUUACUGACGCCAAAAAAAUCCGUUGAAUGAAUGUGCAACUAGCCCGAAUUUUCUAUUCACACACGCCUUGCCGGUAGAGCUCGCUUCGCGCCGGCGCUGCGCGCCGGCGAGCUGCGCUCGCUAUUAAAUCCUUCUAUAGAUAUGUAUUUUUUGGUUCAACAUAUUCAUAAGGUUAUUUCAAUACUUUAGUUUUCUCAAAUUACUCGUUGUACAAUUUAUAUUAAAUGAAAAGCAAAACGAUACCAAAUUGUACAUGUAUAAUGUUUUUUCUUUAUAUCUAUAUUAUUAUCUCCUUAUAGAAUCAAAAAGGCGAAAUGUUAUCAAAUUAUUAUGCGUUUUAUCAUCUCCUUGUAUUAUCAUGCGUAUGAUAAUACUGCAUGUACCCUUACUUGAUUUAUAUUUUUACAAUAUUGAUAAACGACUUUUGUCCGUUGUCUGUCGUCGUUAGCGUUGGCGGCGUUGUUGUUUUUGUUGACUUUCUAAAUUUUCAUCUUCUUCUCCAGAACCACUGGGCAGAUUUCAACCAAAUUUAACAGAAAGCGUCACUGGAUAAAGCUUAUUCAAGUUUGUUCAAAUGAAGGGCCAUGCCCUCUUUAAAGGGGAGAUAAUUUCGAAUUAUUGAAAAUUUGUUCACUUGGUACUUUUAAAAAAUCUUCUUCUCAAAAACUUAUUGGCCAGAGAAGCUGUAACUUGUAUGGAAGCAUCCUCAGGUAGUGUAGAUUUAAGUUUGUUCAAAUCAUGGUCCCCGGGGGUUGGGUGGGUCCACAAAGGGGUGGGGGUCAAGUUUUACAUAGGAAUAUAUAGAGUAAAUCUUUAAAAAUCUUCUUCUCAAAAACUUUUUGGCCAGGAAAGCCCAAGUUUGAGUGGAAUCAUCGUCAGGUAGUGUAGAUUCAAGUUUGUUCAAAUCAUGGUCUGCAGGGGUAGGGCGGAGCCACAAUGGGGGAAUGGAUUUUUACAUCGGAAUAUAUACAGAAAAUCUUUAAAAAUCUUCAUCUCAAAUCCGAUAAGGCCAGGAAAGCUCAAAUUUGGGUGGCAGCAUCUUCAGAUAGUAUGGGUUCAAAUUUGUUUAAAUCAUGGUCUCCGGGGGUAGGGUGAGGCCAACGUGGGGAAUGAGUUUUUACAUAGGAUUAUACAGAGAAAAUCUUUAAAAAUCUUCUUUUUUAAAACUAUUCGGUCAGAAAAACUCAAACUUGUGUGGAGGCAUCCUCAGGUAGUGUAAAUUCAAGUUUGCUAAAUCCUAUCCCUGGGGGUAGGACGGGGCCGCAAUGGCGGGAUGAAAUUUUACAUAAUAAUAUAUAGAGAAAAUCUUUAAAAAUAUUCUGGUAAAGUUUUUAGUCCAAAAAGCAGUAACUUGUGUGAAAGCACAGGUUGUGCAGAUCAAAGUUUGAUGAAACCAUGAUUCCCUAGAGAAAAGUGGGGCCACAAAAUGGGGGGUGGGGUAUAUAGGAAAAGAGAAAAAUCUUCUCACAGGUACAACAACAAAAGGGUCUUGGUAUUUACCAAAAAAAAUAUGUGGAUAAAAAUUGGCAGAUUUUAAUUUUUUUAGCCAGAUCUACCGUACUUAGUUGUCAAGACAUUUUAAUUUUGAUAAUGUAAUGUUAAUUUGAUCAGAGUUAAGGCAAUUGUUGCUCAGGUGAACGAUUUGGCCCCUGGGUCUCUUGCUUUUACGCACGUUUGUAAGUAAGAUGUAUUGAAAGUUCAGGUGAGCAAGGAUGCCUGUACAAAAAAUAGUUCAUGAUUAAUAGGUCAAAUGCUUUAGGAUAUAAUAGCAAGAGUUAAUUGAUCAUGCACAUAAAAAUUCACUUUGAUUUUCAAUAUUUUUUUUUAAAAUGAUAUACAUGUAUAUGUUUUAACGAUUUCUAUUUUUAUAACUACUGUAUUUAUAGUGUUUUCAACAACCAUUACAUUUGUAUAACUACUAUACCUCAGCUGACCCUUCCUAACCCGCCUUUGUUGUUUUAAUUUGUGAUUGAUUGACUUGUGUUUUGAUAACGAGUAGAUAUUGAUAACGCUAAAGUUAAGUUUGAGUUAUACAUUUAUAUUUACAUUCAGUGUAUAUUUCCCCUUAUGUUGGCAUUGGAACUGUGCGACGUUCAAUUUCCUAUGAAUGCACUUUGCUUAUGCGCCAUGAGCACAAAUAUAAACGUCAUCAUGUGUUUUGAGUAUAUUUAUUUUUGUAAGAUUAAAUGAAACUUUCAAUCUUACAUGACCAAUUUGAUAUGUACUUUUGAAAAAUAAUCAUUAAAUCAUAUCUACUCCUUAAUAAAAAAGUUCUCUCUA